AUGCCCGUGGACAUCUCCAAUGAAUGGCACAUAGAAAGUGUGAUGAACGCUGCAGACUAUUACGGCCUGGACGAGCUCCGCCGCGCUUGCGCUGGUUUUGUCCAAUGCUGCAUUACUGUCGACACUGUCUGCGCUUUGUUGGCCUCUGCUGAGCGUUAUAUCCAGUAUAAGUGUACCAAGUCUUUGGUGCAGAAGGUUCUGGAGUUCGUGGACGAGCAUGGAAACGAAGUUCUCAAUCUUGGCUCCUUCACUCUUCUGCCUCAACAUGUCGUGAGGCUAAUUCUGGCCAGAGACGAGCUAAGGGCUGAUGAGUUCACUAAGUUCCAGGCAGCCCUCAUGUGGAGCAAGAAAUACUGCGACACCAAUCCCAACAUCAACCUGAAGGAGGUCAUCGGGAACUUCCUGGAAUACAUCCAGUUCCACAAGAUCCCGGCCAACGUGCUGAUGCGUGAGGUCCACCCAUUGGGGCUUGUGCCAUACUCCAUCAUCAUGAACGCUCUUGCUUAUCAGGCAGACCCGGCCAGCAUAGAUCCAGGAAAGCUGUCCCCGGCGCGGGUCCGGCGCGCCGGACGCUCCAUGUCCGUGCAGUCUUCGCUCGACCCGUACGGGUCCAACACCACCCUCUCCUCCACCGGCUCGAGCGACGUCCCGUCGUCCGACUCUCGGCACAACUAACGCGAGGGGAACCUCCCCCGUCCCGCGCCUGAACCCGUCCCUGGCCCUUCCACCGCCCCCACCGCUCCUCUCUCCGACAAACCUCCAGACAAGCCCCCUGAAAAACUCGGCCUCUUCUCUUCCAUCAAAAGAGCUGCCAGUAAGAAAUUCGGGGAUCGACGCUCUCCUACCCCUAAAACUAGGGAACCCCGAUCCAAGUCGGAUUCUAUAAAACAUGCGGCGCUUACGAGACAAGUAUCAGAAGCCGCUGCUUCAGGAGACCCGACUUUCGAACGAUGCAGACCUAAGAAGAGAGACAGCGAAACCGAAUUCCCUGUCCGCAAGUCGACUUCUGAGAUUUCUGAAAGCUUCCCAUUUGUUAGACGUGCGUUAGCUGAGAUAGAGAACGGCUUGAAUUACUUUAGAAAAUCGGUUGCAGAGUCUGGGGAAACUAAGCCGUCGUCGCUUCGCACUGAGCCGCUUGUGGUGGUGGCGGCUGCCGAGGACGAGACGCCGGCGUCGCCACCGCCGCCGAUGGGUUUGAAAGAGCGUCGGGGCUCCCGAGGUUCCCCGUGUGCUAAUCUUCCGCCGCUUAUGCUGCCUCCGAGUACUCCAGAUCCGUCACCAGGGCGUCUGUCACCGAACCGCUUAUCUCCACAGCGAAGUUUGUCUCCAAAAGAGCCACAACGAACGCAAGAGCCAUCUUCAGCGAGCGCAAUUCCGUCUACCAGCCAACAAUCUUCAAUCAGUCAGCUAACUUCGUCUAGCCAGCCGUCGUCGGCUCCACCGCGCGAUCCUCCGCGGCGAACGCGUACUCGUUCUGAAAUGCCUCCUGAUCCACCUCCCAGAUCUCCCCAAACUCCCCGUCCAGCCUCUGUUUCUCCUAAACACACGUUCGCUUUCAGGAUAGUGAUGAAAAAAGUGGAAAGUACACCAAACACUUCGUUUGACAGACCUGAUCAAUGAGAGUACCUCCUCUAAGCGCGGCCGCUGUUAUGCGGUGGGAGUACUCGAGGUAAACGCGCUUUUCUCCACAAUAGAAAGGCUAGCAUAGAUUAGUUAGCGGCGUUUCUACAUACGGUUCGCCAAAAAUACUUCAAUGAAUACGCUUUUCGAGAAUAAUCUUCAUCUUAUGAAACCAGGGGCUGGUCCUCCUUAAGGAUGUAUGUCAAGAUUGUGUGGUAUUGAAUAAGAAUUAUAUAAGGAAUCCAAAGCACAUUGAGUGAAACUUGUUUUAAUGAUAAUGUUAGUUAAACAAAAUGAAACGGAUGUAUUGGAUAUGUAAACAUUUAAAACAUAAACGUAUACAUUAUUGAUCCACUCUCAGUAUCAUAAGAUUCAUAUGUUUAUAUUUGUUGUGAAUAUGAAUCCGUCAGUGUUAAUUAUUUGUGAAUGACAUAUCAGUUGUAAGUACAUUUUUAAAUACUCUUCUGGAGCAAGAUAAUGCCAGUCCUCUAUUAACCCUUUUCCAGCCCCGGCCAAUCUUGAAAGUUUUAUACGAAAUCCAACGUCUAUCCUAAGUAGUUUGUAUUGGCGAUAGAUUUCAAGGAUUAACAUAUUGUAUAAUAUACAUAUAUAUAUUAUAUAUAUUGUAU
Messenger RNA from Leguminivora glycinivorella, 2249 nucleotides. RefSeq names its product serine-enriched protein (gene gprs). The record is from RefSeq and is a predicted model, not a curated record. Lineage: Eukaryota; Metazoa; Arthropoda; Insecta; Lepidoptera; Tortricidae. The coding region runs from base 1 to 675 and encodes 224 amino acids. The transcript is spliced from 5 exons.